Molecule: messenger RNA, 1244 nt
Organism: Trichoplusia ni (cabbage looper)
Lineage: Eukaryota; Metazoa; Arthropoda; Insecta; Lepidoptera; Noctuidae
Exons: 2
Coding region: 181-579 (132 amino acids)
Source: RefSeq, a predicted model, not a curated record
UUAUGACAGCUAAGUACUGUUGUAUUUGAAUUGGUUGAUAAGUUUGAAUUAGAUUGAAAUUAGUUCAAAGUUGAAACAACACAAACGAAAAGUUGAUUUAUUUGCGAAUCAUCGUAAACAAGCUGCAUAAACUCUCUAUGAGAAUUAAAUCGCUCGUACAACUUAACAUAUUUCUAUAAAAUGGAUUCAAAUGACUUAACACUAGAAUCUAAAUGUGAAAACCUCAUGAACAUAGUUGUGGAGUCACGAAAGCGAUUCGGCAAAGCUUGCGUCGACUAUGACAAGAAAACGUUGCUUACUGAAAACAAAUUACUGAAUUUACAAGUUUCGACCGUCUCAAACUAUCGUUUUAAACCAAAGAACAAUGUUCCGAGUGUUGAAGACGACGCCAGCAAGUCAUUAGAUGAUUUAUUUGUCGAGAUAACUGAAAAACAGAAGCGUAUUGAUGACGUGAAGAGAAAAUUGAAGAACACACAUGAAGUGAUCCUUCAGCUAGAGGCUGACGUAAUUGGGAAGAAGCUGCGAGCUCCUCUCACAGCAGACGCCAUGUUAGCACAGGCUAAAGCUAAAAUAGUGUAGUGCAUCGGUUAGACAACUGUUGUACUUGGAUUUUACUGUAAUAGACUGUUCAAGCUGCAAGCCAGCCUUUUGUUGAUGUUGCAAGAGAGUAAGAACAUAUAUUCAAUAGAAUAACACCAUGGAGACCGCACCCUAUCGAUAUUUAUGAAAAGUGAAAGUAAUAACCCUUUCAGUCCGCUUUUUAUGUAUACAGAGACAGAGUGAGCGAAAAGCGAUUCAUAUUUGAGAAAUCCUUUUUUCUGUUUGAUAUUCAUAGUUCAUAGUUUGUCUAUUGUCUGGAGUGAACAAUUGUCCUCCAUCAGUUGCUAUCAAGAGCUUGUUUCACAACUGUAGAAUUUAGAGGUGGACGAGCCCUUAUUAAUAAGUCCUGUGGCACAAUGUUGAAAGACCUAAUGUCGAAGACAAAGACCUCACAGUCUUCGUUUUCUCUUACUACAAUCAGUCUUUGCAGCUUAUUUGCAUUAGCUUACCAUGAUAUUAUAUAUUACAAGGUACUCAAAUUACUGUUAGUUUGGAAUAAAAGUUAAUCAAGUAAUCUGGUCCCAAUCUAGGCUGAGACUAGACUGGCAAACAGUCACCAAACAUUGAACUGCUUUUUUUUUAAGUACUUAAAUAUACAAAACUUGGUGUGUUGUUUAUACCAAUAAAGAAAAGAAUAUUUUUUA